Molecule: messenger RNA, 1280 nt
Organism: Asterias rubens (European starfish)
Lineage: Eukaryota; Metazoa; Echinodermata; Asteroidea; Forcipulatida; Asteriidae
Exons: 3
Coding region: 70-720 (216 amino acids)
Source: RefSeq, a predicted model, not a curated record
CGACUGCGCGAUUUGCGCGAUAAACUGCGAGAGUUCGACGACCCUUUUUGCACACGGCACGAUGCUCACAUGCUUCAGGUGGCACACAAGAUGGCGUGGUUAGGCCGACCUCUGAAAUGGCCAGACCCACAGCUACCAUCCCAACAGCCUGUGUUUGGACCACCUCGAAAGAUUAGUGCUCUGAUAUUGGGUGACUCCCUUACUAAAUACUUGCGGGAGAACUUUGACAGUUGCCUGUUGAGCCCAGACGUGCACACUCGUCGAGGGGCAACUGUGCAAAUUCUUCGUCAGUAUGUUAUUAAUAACGCCCAUCAGUUGCAUACUGCUGACGUUAUAUUUUUGCAUGUCGGAACAAAUAACCUUGAACAGGGCUUCCUUCACAGCAACAUCCAAGCCUACAGGAGACUACUUACCACUGUAAGGGAAAACUUCCCCCUUACUGAGAUAGUGGUAAGUGGUAUUUUACCCCGUUCAGAUGAUAGCCGACUUAAUCUAUCUCGGGUAAUGCACAAUAUUAAGCUGGCCAAUAUUUGUCACAAUUUUUCACAUUGCAAGUUUUUAGAUUUCAGUGACAUGUUCCAUGAAUGCCAUCUUGCUAAAGAUGGACUUCAUCUUAACUGGGACGGAAAUUACCUCUUCAGCCGGCUUAUACAGAAGCAAUUAGAGAAAAUGUCAAAACCCAUAGACCCUCGUGGUACACCCCAACCCCAUUGUCCAUAGUUGCUUUCAGUGAUGACAAAAAGGUAUGUUUUAUCUAGAUAUAUUCAUUGUGUAUUGCCCAAACUGUUGUGCCAAAAACUUACAUCUUGUAUAAUCGUUUAUGUAUAUUGUCUUAAUAUGUGUUUUAUGAUGAGUGUGGCCCAAAAUAGAUAUAAGGUUAAGGUGUUGUGUUUGUGCUAAAAAUGUUUUAGAUAAUUUGGUUAUAUCCCAAGAUGGGAUGCCAGAUAUUGUAAAUGUAUGGAUAACAAGCAGCUCCAUCAUUGUAAAUUACGAGUUAUCGUGUAAUAUGAUUUUUAAAGUAUCUUAUAUGAACAUGUGUUUAAGUGUUUAGAAAAGUGGUGCUUAACAUUUAAAAGUAAGAAAUAUGGAAGCCCCUGAAACUUAGUUGAUGCAUCUUUAGUGCAACACUUACAUUACAUUUCUCAACUAUUUAUUUUGCCAAAGAAACUGUAAACAUUGCCAAUGUAAUGGGAAGAACUUGCCAUACAGUUUAUUUUUUGUGUUAACCUUAUUUUAUAUAAUUUGAUACCUUGAAACAUUAUACAAAGUGUCAUUUUAAA